GCUUACAUAAUAGAUUGUGUUAUUCCAUGGAGAUCACUCGCCAUUAUUUCCGCUUAUCCAUCUUCUUCUUGCUUACAAUCUUCUUCUUGCACCCUCUAAUGGUUUGCUUAACCAUUAAUGCCCAUACCAACAUUACAACCGACAAAUAUGCCCUUCUUUCUCUAAAAUCAAAAUUUUAUCUUGAUUCUCAUAGCAUUUUAGCUAGCAACUGGUCUGUUAACAGCACAUCUCCUUGUAAUUGGGUUGGAGUCACUUGUGGCUCUCGUCACAAUAGAGUCACCGUUUUGGAUCUUUCCAACAUGAGUCUUGUUGGAGAAUUAACUCCACACUUAGGAAACCUCUCAUUUCUUGUUUCGCUUAACUUGAGUCAAAACAACUUUCAUAAUUCUUUCCCUCGAGAACUUACUCAAUUGAGACGACUUAAAGUUUUCAAUUGUAGCAUCAAUGACUUUAGUGGAAAUAUUCCAUCUUGGCUUGGUCUCUUACCCAACCUCAGAUUUCUGUAUUUGCAAAAUAAUAACAUUAGUGGUUUUCUUUCCACGUCCCUUUUUAACCUUUCAAAACUUGAGGUCUUAAAUUUAGCAGAUAAUUCUUUGGAAGGAAGGGUUCCGUCAGAAAUUGGCAAUCUUCUUAAACUAAAGUGGUUAAACUUGAACUAUAAUUAUUUUAGUGGGUCUUUUCCUUUGGGAAUCUUAAAUUUUUCGAUGUUGGAAACUCUAUCUCUUUCCGCUAAUAGCUUAUCCGGUGAUCUUCCUAUUGAUCUUGGAAGUUUUCUUCCUAGGCUCCAAAACUUUGAAAUUUCCAGGAACAAAUUUGGUGGUGAAAUUCCAUCAGGUUUAUCAAAAUGCGCAUUGCUUCAAACUAUGUAUCUAUAUUACAACAAUUUUAGCGGACAUAUACCAAAAGAAUUUGGAAAUUUAACAAAGCUCGAGGAACUAUAUCUUGAUGGCAACCAGUUAACAGGUGCUAUUCCAAAGGAGAUAUGCGCAUUGUCAUCAUUGAGUGAACUUGAUUUAUCUAAGAACAGACUUUAUGGAACUAUACCGAAGGAAAUUGGGAACUUAAGCGCACUUGAGAUCCUAUAUAUUGGACACAACAACUUUGGAGGAGCUUUACCAAUGGAAAUUGGGAACUUAACCGCACUCGACGUCCUUUAUGUUGAAAACAACAACUUAGAAGGAGUUAUACCGAAAGAAUUUGGGAAUUUAAUCACACUCGAGUUCCUAUCUAUGGGAUACAACAACUUUGGAGGUGCUUUUCCAAUGGUGAUAUGCAGUUUGCCAUCCUUACUUUAUCUGUAUUUGUAUAACAACUUAUUUACGGGAGCUAUACCAAAGGAAAUUGGAAAUCUAACCACACUUGAGCUCAUAUCUAUUGGAUCCAACAACUUUGGAGGUGUAAUACCACAAGAGUUGGGAAAACUUCAUAUGCUGAAGGACAUAGCUAUGACAUACAUUAAUGUAAAUGGCACCAUACCAGAGGGAAUCUUCAACAUUUCUUCAUUGAAAUUUAUUGCAUUUUCAGGCAAUAACCUUGUGGGCAGACUUCCUACAGGAAUUGGUUAUGGUCUAAAGUAUCUAGAAGAAUUCUAUUUGAUUAGCAAUUUUCUCUCUGGAGUGAUACCAGAUUCUAUCUCAAAUUGUUCAGGGCUUUCUAUCAUAUCCUUUUCUGAUAACCAAUUCAGCGGCGCAUUACCUACAUUUCUUGGCAAUCUAAGGCUACUGGAGAGACUAUAUCUAGAUGGUAACACUCUCACUAACAGUGCUGCAUCAAGAGAGUUAAGUAUCAUCAAUUCUUUGGCACAGUGCAAUUAUUUAAGAGAAGUGGACUUAGAUGAUAACCCACUACAUGCUACCCUUCCUGCAUUAUCAUCAGUUGGGAAUCUCUCUACAUCUCUUGAAGUUUUCUCUGUGGCAGGUUGUGGGUUAAAGGGAAUCAUCCCAAAUCAAUUUGGCAACUUAAGUAGGGUGAUUUAUUUGAGUUUGCAAAGGAAUAGCUUUACCGGGUUUAUUCCACAAGUGUUGGGUAGGGUGCAUAUGGUACAAGGGUUGUAUCUUGAUAACAACAAAUUGAGUGGUCCCAUUCCUCAUACCCUCUGUGGACUCCAAUAUUUGUAUCAAUUAGGUUUAAGCAGUAAUCAAUUGUCUGGAAGUUUACCCAAAUGCUUUGGUAAUAGCACUUCCUUGAGAAAUCUCUAUCUAGAUUCAAACCGUUUGUCUUCUGAAAUACCUUCAAGUUUGUGUUCUCUCAGAGAUCUAUUGGAGCUUGAUUUGAGUUUUAAUUUAUUGGAAGGAUUUCUACCCAUUGCAGUUGAAGGUUUUAAGGCACUCUACUCUCUUGACUUGUCUUACAAUGAGAUCUCCGGAAAAAUCCCAGUCACGAUUGGACAAUUGCAAAAUAUGAAACAUCUUUCCCUUGCACACAAUAGACUAGAAGGUCAUAUUGUAGAGAAAAUAAGUCAAAUGGUUUCUUUGGAAUUCUUGGACUUAUCUCUAAACAAACUCUCUGGUUCAAUUCCAAUGUCUUUGGAAGGACUUGAAUAUCUCAAAUACUUCAAUGUCUCAUUCAAUGAAUUGAGUGGUGAAAUUCCAUCAGGUGGUUGUUUCAAAAACUUCACAAGUGCUUCAUUUAUGUUUAAUGAAGGGUUAUGUGGAAUUCCCAAAUUUAAUGUCUCAGCUUGCCAUUCUGCCCACCAUUCAAGAAUUAGAAAAGGACUUCUUGUUUCACUUACAUCUUUAGGAGCUGCACUAAUAGUUACUCUUGUAAUUAUUGCACUUAUAAUUGCAAGGAAACCAAAGAAAUCUGAAGUCCCAAGUGUGAUGGAUAUCCGCAUUCCAUUGGCAGAAAUAAGGGUUUCUUAUUAUGAACUUUCUAGAGCUACUUGCGGAUUUAGCCAAAGUAACCUCAUAGGUUCGGGGAGUUUUGGCACAGUAUAUAAAGGGAUUUUGGAUGAUGGAAUGCCGGUAGCUGUAAAGGUAUUUAAUCAUUCAGAGGAUGCACUUAAGAGUUUCGAUGUUGAGUGUGACGUACUAAAGAAUUUACGUCAUCGAAAUCUCACUAAGGUGAUUACUGGGUGCUUCACUGACAACUUUAAGGCCUUGGUCCUUGAAUACUUUUCAAAUGGAAGCUUUGAUCAAUGGUUACAUUCAAAAAGUGACUCAUUAGAUUUUGUUCAAAGGUUGAAUAUAUUAAUUGAUGUUGCAUUUGCCUUAGAGUAUCUUCAUCAUGGUUACCCUACACCAGUGGUUCAUUGUGAUUUAAAGCCUGCAAAUGUGCUAUUAGAUGAGGAAAUGAUUGCUCAUGUAAGUGAUUUUAGUGUGACAAAGUUGUUAACUAAGGAGGAGAGCUUCACGCAAACAGAAACUCUAGCAACAUUGGGUUAUAUGGCACCAGAGUAUGGAUCAACGGGAAUGGUAUCAACACAAUGUGACACUUACAGUUUUGGGAUUAUGAUAAUGGAAACAUUCUCGAAUAAAAAACCCACAGAUGAAAGUUUCAAUGAGUAUAUGAGCUUGAGAAGUUGGAUAAGUGAUUCUUUACCAAAUCAAAUACUCCAAGUUGUGGAUCCCAACUUAUUGAGGGUAGAGGAUAGAGACUUCACUGCAAAAUUGCAGUGUGUAUCCUCUAUAUUGGAAUUGGCAUUACAAUGUGCUAUGGAAUCUCCUGAAAUGCGGUUGAAUAUGAAAGAUGUUGUUGCAAGACUGAAUAAAAUCAAGCUUCAGUUUCUAAGAGGUGACGAUCAUAAAGCAUAAAGUUAAAGGAAGAAGUGAAGAGACCCCAUUAAUGGAUUCUUUGCAAUAGAGACGACAUUGACUAGAGUUUGAGGUAAUCGUGACACUCGUAGAAUUUGAGUUAUUUUCGUAGAAUUUGAGUUAUUUUCUUUGAAAUGUGUUUCUUUUUAUCUUUUUGUAAUCUUUUUAGUGGGUGUUGAAUGUUUAAAUAUCCAUUGUUAUAAGAGAUGAUUUGUCAUGUCCAUUGCAUAUUAUUCCCGGCCUCUAUUUGUCAUAGCUCUGCCGUAGAAUGUCUUUGCUGUAUAUACUCUUGUUUGUUGCCUUUCAUGUGUCAUGUGUGUUCUGAAGAAAAAAAAUACUAUAUCAUAUAUGUCUACUUGUUGCUUUCUGCGUUAUGUUUGCGAGCUUUAAUAACCUUUUAUAUUAAAGUACGCGAAAUUGCAUGUUUUAGUUUUGAGUUGAUAUUUGACAUUCUGUCCCCAAAAUGUUGCUUAAGGACUCCCUACAUCCUGGGUCGAGCUUUAAUAACCUUGUAUAUUAAAGUACAUGAAAUUACAUGUUUUUUUAUUUUUGACAUUCUGGCACCAAAAUGUUGCUCAAGGACUCCCUAUAUCCCGGACCGACAGAACAGUUGGGAGGAUAUAAGGCAUCGAUAAUUUAGUGGCUCAGAUAGGGUCAAGUGUCGAGGACCAAGUGCCGGUGCGUACAAAGAUCUGCCCACGUUGACACUGCCGCUGCUGAAUUUUGACCCUUUUUGUUUCUCCGUCCGUUACAAAGAUCUGCCCACUUUGACACUGCCGCUGCUGAAUUUUGACCCUUUUUGUUUCUCCGUCCGUUUAACUGUCUGGGUCCACCCGACUAAUCCCUGCUCACUCCGAGAGGCACGGGAGCUGGCCCAUAGAGAAUCGUCACUUGUGAAAAUCGAACUCAAGUUCUCCCGAAAUUCUUCCCUACAAAGAGAGGUCACUUGCCGCUUGAACUACCCAUUGGAUUUAAGAUUUUCACUUUUGAUCUCUUAAUUAUUGGUCAUUAUUCAAUUUGGUUUCGUAUUUUCAAUUUACAAUUAACAUGGUUCCUCAAUUAUUUAUCGUGUUGGAAAUAUACUGAUCUCUUAAUUAUUGGUCAUUAUUCAA
Messenger RNA from Ipomoea triloba (trilobed morning glory), 4864 nucleotides. RefSeq names its product probable LRR receptor-like serine/threonine-protein kinase At3g47570. The record is from RefSeq and is a predicted model, not a curated record. The transcript is spliced from 11 exons. Lineage: Eukaryota; Viridiplantae; Streptophyta; Magnoliopsida; Solanales; Convolvulaceae. Gene Ontology annotation, biological process: protein phosphorylation. Gene Ontology annotation, molecular function: ATP binding; protein kinase activity; protein binding. The coding region runs from base 27 to 3752 and encodes 1241 amino acids.